GAUCAAUGUGUCAGAGGACAUGUCCCUACGGGGCACAACUGGGGACAACAGCGGCUUUGUGGCGGGGUAGGAAAGGGAGAAGGAGAAGGAGGAGGGGGAGGCGGAGGGGGAGGAGGAUGAGGCGGUGGAGGAGGAGGAGGAGGAGGAGGAGGAGGAGGAGGAGGAGGAGGAGGAGGAGGAGGAGGAGGAGGAGGAGGAGGAGGAGGAGGAGGAGGAGAGCCCCGUGGAGCCAGACCCGUACCCUGAGAGAAAGAAGUGUCGCGGUGCUGCAGCAGAGGCAGACAAGCUACAUGAGCCUGAGAGUACUGCACAGAAUGCUUGGGGGGUGCAUGAAUUUCGGAAGCCCGCCCCUGUAGAGGUUGUUGAUGAGGACAACUGU
This is a messenger RNA of Closterium sp. NIES-67, 379 nucleotides long. NCBI's taxonomy places the organism in Eukaryota, Viridiplantae, Streptophyta, Zygnematophyceae, Desmidiales, Closteriaceae. The record is from the annotation of a GenBank genome assembly.